Molecule: messenger RNA, 2458 nt
Organism: Nycticebus coucang (slow loris)
Lineage: Eukaryota; Metazoa; Chordata; Mammalia; Primates; Lorisidae
Gene: C1D
Product: C1D nuclear receptor corepressor
Exons: 5
Coding region: 55-423 (122 amino acids)
Biological process (GO): regulation of gene expression; maturation of 5.8S rRNA
Cellular component (GO): nucleolus; exosome (RNase complex)
Molecular function (GO): RNA binding; DNA binding
Source: RefSeq, a predicted model, not a curated record
CGGCGUCCGACGGCUUUCUGGGGGAGAGAAGUCGAAGACCGAGAGUUGGUCCUAAUGGCAGGUGAAGAAAUUAAUGAAGACUAUCCGGUAGAAAUUCAUGAAUAUUUAUCAACAUUUGAGAAUUCCAUUGGUGCUGUGGAUGAGAUGCUGAAGACUAUGAUGUCUGUUUCUAGAAAUGAGUUGUUGCAGAAGUUGGACCCACUUGAACAAGCGAAAGUGGAUUUAGUUUCUGCCUACACAUUAAAUUCAAUGUUUUGGGUUUACUUAGCAACUCAAGGAGUUAAUCCUAAGGAACAUCCAGUAAAGCAGGAAUUGUUUAGUGUUGCCUUUAAGGUGUACCAUUUCAGUUUGGCAGCUACAAUAAAUGACCGAAGGAAAUUGAAGAUGAUAAUUCAACAUUUCAAGAUGCUUCUGCUGAAAUGAAUGCAGGCCUAUCCAGGGCUUGAAUUUAAAGUUUACAGUAAUACAGCAUUUUAAAGCCAAGUACCCAGGAAAUUCAUGGUGAUAUGAUUUGAAUGAGAUGAUGAGGAGAAAUAGGAAAGAAUGCCUUCAAUUCCUUGUUCUGUAGGUAUUAUCUAUUGAGAAGCUAUGUUGAAAAAUGUUAUCGUAAAAAGAAAGGACAUUUGUUAUACACAGUUUGCUAUAAGAGUGUAAUUCAUCUUGGACCUUAUCGAAAAAGAUUUAGUUAUUAAAGUAACAAAAUUAUUAUAAGAAGAAGUUGCUUUCAAUUUAGUGCAAUAGCAGUGGAUUGCCUGUAGAACAUGUUGUAAUGUAUUGGGUGGUUUUUUGUGACUUUGCUCUCUCCAGUAAUGCAUCCCUUGACUUAUUGAAACUGAAUUCAUUUGCUACUCUAGUCUGAUACUUUCUUUUCUAUUAUUUUUCCCCUUAAGAAAAAUCAUUAUUUAAGAGUAUGUAUAGUAGUUGCUGGUUUUUGACAUUUGUGGCUUUUUAUAUUUGUGAUUUUUACUAUUUAUGAGUGACAUGUAUGUAUGUAUCUAUUUUCUUUGAGACAGAGUCUCACUUUCCUGCCCGGGCUACAGUGUUCUGGUGGCAUAGCUCACAGCAACCUCAAACUCUUAAGCUUGAGCAAUCCCUUUACCUCAGAGUAGCUGGAACUGCGGGUGCCCGCCACAACCCGUGGCUAGUUUUUCUACUUUUAGUGGAGACGGGGUCUCACUCUUGCUCAGGCUAUUCUUGAACUUCUGAACUCAAGCAAUCUACUGCCUUUGCCUCCCAGUAGGAUUAUAGGCGUGAGCCACUACGCUUGGCUGUGAGUGACUUUUAGAAGUCUAUGGAGUGUUUCGUAAUUUUGCCACGGGACAAUUUUUGUUUUAAGUUUCAAAUUAAUAUGAGGGUACCAAUGUUUAGGUUACAUUGUUUUCACUUAUAAGGUAAAGUUCAAGUGUAGUUGAGCCCUUCACCUAAGGGGUAUGCUGACAUCCUCACGUUGUGCACAGUAAGUGAAAUCUCACCAAUGGUCCUCUCGCCAUUGCCCUCCCACCAAUCACCAUGGCACAAUCUUAAUUCCUUCUAAUUCCAUGCAGGAAGGCAUUACUCAGCUAAUGAUUUAGUUUAGCUAACCUCUCAGCAUCACACUUUUUCUCCUCACUUAUAGUCUUAUUCAUUUAUUCACUUGUUAAAAUGGCUGAUUUUAGUUGAAUUGUACACAUAGUCCCCUAAAAUUCAUAUUGUAAAGCCCUAAGUCUCGAGAACUCCUAAUGUAACCUUAUUUAGAGAUAGGGUAUUUGCAGAUGUAAUUAGUAAAGAUGAAAUCCUAAUCCAAUAUGGCGGCCUUAUGAAAAGGAGAAAUUUGGACACAGACAUAUGUGCACAGGGAAAGGGUCAUGUGAAGCUGAAGGCAGAGAUUAGGGUGAUGCUUUUAUAAGCCAAAGAAUGCCGGAGAUUGCCAGCAAACCACCAGAGGCUUGCUAAGAAGCCUGGAGCAGCUUCUCACAGCUCUCAAAAGGAACCAAGUCUGCUGACACUGACUUUGGACUUGUAGCCUUCAGAACUGUGAGACAACGCGUUGCUGUUGUGUAAGUCACCUGGUGUGUGAAGCUUUGUUACGGCAGCCCUAGCAAACAAAUAGCAAUGUCUGUCAGAUGAAGGGAAACCACUAAAGAGAUUAAUAACUUAGGGAAGUAUGUGUACAAAUCUUCGAUGGAAAUGUAAUAAGGAUGAAAAUGUAAUAAGAUCUCAGGACUUAAGACUUGAAAUGUUGAGUGUCUGGUAUAUUUUCUGAAGCUGAAAUGUUCGCCCUUUUAACUGAUAUUGUCAGUUAUGACGGAGUGUGCCAUCUGUAAAACUCUUACCUUGGUUUGGAAAAACCUGUUUAAAGAAAAUCCUGUCAGGUUACCACGGAGAGGAGAUUUCUCACCAGGCCUAUUAUGUGCCCUGUGGUCUUUUCCUUCUGUAACACAGCAGUCAGGUUCAAACAAUGAAAAUAAAUAAAUACAAC